Messenger RNA from Cyclopterus lumpus (lumpfish), 3140 nucleotides. RefSeq names its product bestrophin 2 (gene best2). Bases 227 to 2104 code for a protein of 625 amino acids. Gene Ontology annotation, molecular function: chloride channel activity. The transcript has 10 exons. NCBI's taxonomy places the organism in Eukaryota, Metazoa, Chordata, Actinopteri, Perciformes, Cyclopteridae. The record is from RefSeq and is a predicted model, not a curated record.
AGGGGAUGUCAGAGUUAUGAGCUCUUUGAAAAAAACUCCACUGGCGAUCACAGAGAAAGACUAUAUACUGUUAAGUGAAAAUGUGAAUUCACUUCUCCAGCGGGGCCAAUUACGCACAGAGAUGCGCUGAGCAAUUGGCGCAUUCAUCAAGAAACAAAACACGAGAAAAGCAGGUGGUUGUGUCUUCCAGCUCUUUUAUUGAGGAGCUAUAAUCUGGCUGUCACCAAUGACUGUCACCUACACAGCCAGGGUUGCAAACGCCCGUUUCUGUGGCUUCUCCAAGCUGCUUUUGGCCUGGAAAGGCAGCAUCUACAAGGUUUUAUAUAAAGAGUUCCUGGCUUUCUUUGCCAUGUAUACCGCCAUCAGCAUCACAUACAGAUUUUUCCUGUAUGAUGAUCAGAAGAGGUAUUUUGAAAAGCUGGCAAUUUAUUGCAACCACUACGCCAGUCUCAUCCCGAUGUCCUUUGUACUGGGUUUCUAUGUGACCCUGGUGGUGAACCGGUGGUGGAGCCAGUACACCAGCAUCCCGCUCCCUGACAGGCUCAUGUGCAUCUUGUCGGGGGGCCUCCAGGGGACCGAUGAGCGUGGCCGUCUGCUGAGACGAACCAUGAUGCGUUACACCAGUCUGUCAGCCCUGCUCAUCCUCCGCUCCGUCAGCACGGCCGUAUUCAAGCGGUUCCCCACCAUGGACCACGUGGUGGAGGCGGGAUUCAUGUCAAGAGAGGAACGUAAGAAGUUUGAGGGGCUCCACUCUCCAUAUAAUAAAUACUGGAUCCCCUGCGUUUGGUUCACCAACUUGGCGGCUGCGGCCCGCUGCGAGGGCAGGAUCAAAGACGAUCACACACUCAAACUACUGCUGGAGGAGCUGAAUGCGUUCAGAGGGAAGUGCAGCAUGCUGUUUCAUUAUGACAUGAUCAGCGUUCCCCUCGUCUACACUCAGGUGGUGACGUUGGCCGUGUACAGUUUUUUCCUGGUGUGUCUGAUUGGUCGCCAGUUCCUGGACCCCAAUCAAGGCUAUCCAGGUCAUGACCUCGACCUCUACGUACCCAUCUUCACCCUGCUGCAGUUCUUCUUUUACGCUGGCUGGCUCAAGGUUGCAGAGCAGCUGAUCAACCCUUUUGGAGAAGAUGACGAUGACUUUGAGACCAACUGGCUAAUAGACAGAAAUUUCCAGGUGUCCAUGAUGGCGGUGGACGAGAUGUAUGGUGAUCUGCCGAUGAUGGAGAGAGAUCGCUACUGGAAUGAUUCCAACCCCAGACCCCCCUACACCGCCGCCACUCUCUUUGUCCUCCGCAAACCCUCCUUCCAGGGGUCCACUUUCGACAUGGCAAUCCCUAAAGAGGAGAUGCACUUCCAGCCUCUGGAGGACAUUGCUGAGAACCUGGAGGAGUCAGGCGGUCAUCACCCCAACAUGGCCCUCUUCAACCGCCUGCUCAAAGUGGCUCCUUCCCCCACCGGCUUAAUGGGAGGGGCCCUUCGCCGCACCUCAGCACAACUCCAGAGGCUACGCCACUCUCCCAGCAUUGACCUAUGCACCAGCGAUGAUGAGGAUGAUGAAAGUGGUAAAAUAGGUAAAGGUGGGUCUCUGCCGUCAGGGCUGGGGCUGGAAACACAGAGCACCGUGUGCAGUUUCAGGGAGGAGAAGAGCGCUAGAACGCCUCUGCUGGAGAUUCAGUUUGGAGCGGAGCAGCAGGAGAGGCGAGGAGGGCACCCUGCUGCCAAUGAGAAGAAGGGAGUGAGAGCAGUGGAGGGGAUGAGUGUGGAAGAGUGGCAGAGGGAGGAAAGAGGGAAAGUGGGGGAGACCCAAGUUCCAGCCUCACUGCUCCCUCCUCCCCCCCAGUCCUCAAAAGAGACUUCCACCCAAUCAGCCUCCGCCAUUUCCUUCCCCUCCUGUCACCCCUCUGCCUUCCUGUUUCACCCAACUGCCCACUCCAGUCUGGAGCACUGCAGCUCCCAGCCGGCUAUCAACCAGAACAGAGCCGUGCCCGCUAUUCCCAAACCUCCCUUUGGUGGAAACAAAAUGUCCUUCCUCACCGUGCCGUCUUAUGACGAGCGUCAGCGCUUUCGCAGUGUGAGCAUGGGAUCAGAGCUCACUGGGUCUUAGGUGGACGAUGGGUUGUGAUAUUCUCAUGAACCUUUGGCUGUUUGAAACCCUGUUCUUGUUUUCACCAGGGCAAUUAGUCAUAGAUACAAAACUGUGCUGCCACUUUUACUUUGAAUCUGCAGCACUUUUACUGAAGACUUAACACAUAUGUUAAAGAAAGCAACAGCUCCCCCAUAUUUUCAAAUAUUAUAAUAUAAUAUUAUAUAUUACCCUCCUUUUUAACUGAUGGUGUCUGAAAGUCAAAUGUGAACUGUACUACAUUUCUGGGAACUGGGAAGAACAUGUUGGUAUUUAAAGGUACAUUUUGGGAAGAUCUGUGCUCUCACUGAGUCUGUGAGAAGAAAAAUACUUAUCUCUGUUUAUUUAAUUCAGAUGUUUUCGCUAAAUUGCGCUAAACUAGUUUUAUCACAUUUAGUCUAGCUUAGCCCCAAGACAAGAUGCAGAGGGAGUUUGGCCUCCAUCGGAAAAGGAAAAUAAAAAUAAAAAGUUUCUUUAUGUUGUAUCUUAGUAUCUAGCAAACUACACACAAGGCAUCCAUAUUAGUUCAGUGUUGUCUUAUAAGCCGAGAACUUCACCAUGAAACAGGACUUUGGAGGUGCCAUGUGGCAGUUAGCUUAAUAAUUAAGCUACCUUCUUAGUAAUUAAACCAGCUGCUCCGUUUUCUUUUCUCUGAUUGUUAAAUACAGUAACUACAACACAGUGAGACAGCUUUGGAGUUGUUUAAAGGAACCGUUGGCAGAGCUAAGCUAGGUAUGUCCCUCUACUUUCAGUCAUUGUGCUAAUCUAGGCUAAACAUGUCAAAGCUAUACGUGUACAAAGGAGAGGAGACCAAUUUCCAGUUUUCCAGUUGUCUGCACAUUAUAUUGAAGAAUAUCAAUUUAUUGCCUGAAGUCUGUACUAGUAUUUUAGCAUUAACCAAAGUUUGGACUUUGAAAAUGGUGCUAAAACACAUAAAAUGAGCUACAGUUUUCUUUAUUCACUUUAUUUUCUUCUAUUGGCUCAUAAAAUAUAACUGUAAAUAAAAUGAUUUUUAAUG